AUGGCGUGGGAGAAGCUAGCCAUGCGCCCAGGCUACCUCGUCUUGGGGGCCCUUGUAGCCUUCCUCGUCCAUUAUUUUGUCCGGAAAGCCAUGGUCGACCGCCGGAUCCGGCAGCUGGGCGCCGUGAGGGCCCCAAGAAUAGCCGGCAACCCGUUUUCUGCGCUCGUCUGGUUCAUACGAGCCGGCCGGAAGCAGAUGAGUAACGACCUGCUCGCCCUAUUCGACAGCAUCUACGAGGACGCGACGCCGGCGAGCCCCAACUGCGUCGAGAUCUCGGUCGCGCCCUCGAUGCGGUUCCUCAUGACGCGGGAGCCCGCGCACGUCAAGGCGAUGCUGACGGGCAAGUUCUCCGACUUCGGCAAGGGCCCCAAGUUCCACGAGGUGUGGUCGCCGUUCCUGGGCGACAGCAUCUUCACGACCGACGGCGCGCGGUGGCACGACAGCCGGGCCCUGAUCCGGCCCAUGUUUGUGCGCAACCGUGUCCGGGACCUCGACAUCUUCGACCGCUGGAUGAACGUGCUGCUGGGGAAGCUGCCCGAGCCGGGAGGGACAGUCGACGUGAUGGAUCUCUUUUACCGCAUGACGCUCGACGUGACCACCGACUUUUUGCUGGGCCACUCGGUCAACUCGUUGGACAACCCCAAUAACGACUUUUCCCGUGCCUUUACCGACGUCCAGCGGGUGCAGAUGAUGUUGACAGUCAUGGCGCAUUCUUUCGUCCCCACCAAGAAGUACUACGCCGGCAUCAAGGUAAUCGAGCGGUUUAUGAUGCCCUUCAUCGAGCAGGCCCUCGCCCUCCCGCCGUCUGAGCUGGAGAAGCUCUCGUCACCGGACAGCAACAGCAACAGGGAGGUGACCUUCCUGCACAGCAUCGCGCGGUACUCGCGCGACCCCAAAGUGAUCCGGGACCAAAUCAUGGCGGUGCUGCUGGCAGGGCGCGACACGACGGCGGCGACGCUGUCGUGGUGCGUGUACGAGCUGUCGCGCAGCCCGGCCACCGUUGCGCGCCUGCGGGCCGAGAUGGCAUCCGUGACGGGCGGGCGCCGGCCCACCUACGAGGACCUCAAGGCCAUGACGUACCUGCGGCACACGCUCGACGAGACGCUGCGCCUGUACCCGGCCGUGCCCUACAACAUCCGCGCCGCCGUGGAGGACACCACCCUGCCAGCGCCGGCGCCGGCGGGGGGGCCGGGAGGCCAGGAGAUUGCGGUGCUCAAGGGCGACGUCGUGGUCUACAGCGCGCUGUCGAUGCAGCGCCGUGCCGACCUGUACCCGCCCGCCGGCCCGGGCUUCCCGGACCCGGCCGUCUUCUGUCCGGACCGGUGGGACCGCUGGACGCCCCGGCCGUGGACGUACGUGCCCUUCAAUGGAGGGCCGCGCAUCUGCGUCGGGCAGAACUUUGCCAUGACCGAGAUGGCCUACUGCUUGGUGCUGCUGCUCCAAAAGUACGACAGGAUCGAGUACAGGGGCGACUGGCACGCCCAGUUUUACAAGGCCGAGAUCGUGGGGGCUCCCGGGCAGGGAGUGCCGGUGGCGUUCUUCGAGGGGGAGGACGGGGUGGCGGCAGCUUGAUGAUGAUUCGUUGCAGCUCCGAG
Messenger RNA from Gaeumannomyces tritici R3-111a-1, 1595 nucleotides. Its product is annotated as cytochrome P450 52A1. Lineage: Eukaryota; Fungi; Ascomycota; Sordariomycetes; Magnaporthales; Magnaporthaceae. The transcript has 5 exons. Gene Ontology annotation, molecular function: monooxygenase activity; heme binding; iron ion binding. The record is from RefSeq and is a predicted model, not a curated record. Bases 1 to 1572 code for a protein of 523 amino acids.